AUGGGAUUCCUGUCAGUCUCUACCCACAGAGGACUUGUCCACUGGCAAGGGCUCCUGCUGGUUGUUUCGCUCUUAGCCUUCUGGAGCCAACCCACCACAGCCGAAAUCAGUAUUGUGUCGACCUAUGCUGCUGAAGGAAACGAUGCAGUUCUGCAUAUCCGCAAUAAGCUUCCUGAGAUUGUAGGCAUUGUGUGGUACAAGGGAAAAGGGGAGGACCAAAAUAAUUUAAUCACAUUUUUUAUUGCGAAAUCAAGUUUGCAUUUAAGUGGUCCUAAAAACAAAGGACGACAGGUAUUAACUGAAGAUGGAUCCUUGUUAUUGAAGAAGGUCACCAAGAUGGAUGCAGGAAUAUACACCAUAGUGGCUCACUUUCCAGAUUCAGAAACAGAAAUAGGAUUUGGAGAACUUGAUGUAUAUGAGUAUUUGAAAGGGCCUGUCCUUCGAGCUAGCAGCUAUGGAGUCAUAGAGAAUGAAGAGGAUGUAGUCUUGACAUGCUAUACAAAUGGACUCUCCAUCCAGUGGCUGUUCAAUGACAUGAGUAUAGAUUUCACAAACAGAAUGAAGCUGUCUUGGGACAGUAGAAGACUCACCAUAGACCCAGUCAAGAGAGAAGAUGCUGGGGUUUACAAGUGUAAAGCAUGGAACCCCAUCAUGAGUGUUGAAAGCCAGCCCCUUGAACUGCAUGUUCUGUAUUAG
This is a messenger RNA of Artibeus jamaicensis (Jamaican fruit-eating bat), 696 nucleotides long. Its product is annotated as carcinoembryonic antigen-related cell adhesion molecule 21-like. NCBI's taxonomy places the organism in Eukaryota, Metazoa, Chordata, Mammalia, Chiroptera, Phyllostomidae. The coding region runs from base 1 to 696 and encodes 231 amino acids. Gene Ontology annotation, cellular component: cell surface; plasma membrane. Gene Ontology annotation, biological process: signal transduction; regulation of immune system process. The record is from RefSeq and is a predicted model, not a curated record. The transcript is spliced from 3 exons. Gene Ontology annotation, molecular function: protein tyrosine kinase binding.